UAUAAUAUCUCCAUAUCUCCAUUCCCCUUAUCAGGGAGAGUGUAGGUGUGGACUUCCAAGAAGAGUUAUCAGACAUGCUGCUGCUCAAGAUGUUGCAGGCAGCCACCCGAGCAUCGGCCGACAAAGACAGAGUGAAGUCUAACGCAGUGCGUGCACUCGGGAAUCUGCUUCAUUUUCUGCGUCACAGUCAGCUGACCCGGUCUGCGUUCCAGCGCCCGCUGGAAGACGCAGUCCGUGCUCUGGUUAAAACUGUCCAAUCAGAAGCCACUAUGAAGGUCCGAUGGAAUGCUUGCUAUGCAUUGGGAAAUGCUUUCAGAAACCCUGCCCUGCCGCUCGACUCGGCCCCGUGGUCUAGCGACGCGUUCUCCUCCCUCUGCCAUGUCGUCACUUCCUGUAAGAACUUCAAGGUGCGGAUCAAGUCUGCCGCUGCCCUGGCAGUCCCCGCCCACCGCGGCUGCUACGGGGACACGAAGCGCUUCAGCUGUGUGUGGCGUUCCCUGGCCACGGCCCUGGAGAACAGCGAAGACACAAACGACUUCUUAGAGUACCGCUACAGUGCCAGCCUGCGACACACACUCUCACAAGCUCUCCUACACCUGCUCAGCGUCAGCCAGUCACAGGACAUGCCUGCACUCGGGGCAUCGCUGGCUGGGGAGGAGGGGAGGGGCAUCAAAGAGCAUUUGAUCAAAUAUCUCAGAGCAGAGGAUGGAGGAGGAGAGGGGGCACAGGGAGAGAAAGACACAGGGGGGGAUGGUUUCACCCCUCAGCAGAGAAUCGGAGGUCUGCAGCAGACCCUGAUCAGACUGAAGGUGUUGAAGGCUGAAGAGGAGGGACGGGGAGAGGAGGAGAGGGGAAAAGAGGUGGUGGUGGUAGUGGUUAAUUUCCUGGAGGAUUUGUUAAGGACCUGUGAAGAGCUGUAAGGAGUCUCUUUCCAGCUGCAGCGGUGGCUUUCAGAAAACUAAGAUCACACUGGUCUUUAAGGUUGAACAGAUCAGCGCGAGCAGACAGUCGGAGAAGAAACAUCCAACCACAAACUAACUGAUGACCAGCGGCAAAGAUUCUGUAACCAGCUUUGCCAUAAUGUAAUCUAAGGACAUCACAAGGAACCACAAGACUGCCUUGAAAUUCUCAAGGCAGUCUAGGAUUAUGUACAUUAAUACGUUUUGAAGCUGGCAGUGCUUUUUUAUAUCUUUUUAUCUGUUUAAUUACACUUGCACUCUUCUAUGGAUUAACUUGUGAUAAACAAUGACAUGUAGGGAAAUUACAUUUUGAGAACAAAUGUAUAGACCAACCAAAUUAAUAUUAGAGCUGGUUACACAAUAUGAAUUCACUGAACAGUCAUUAAAUGAUAAAUUAUUCAUUUAAUGACUGUUCAGUGAAUUCAUAUUGUGUUGACAUCAACAUAUUGUAUCAUUGUUUAACAAAUUUAAGUUAAUUAUUUAUUGUUUUGUGGAGAGUUAUGUCUGAGGUGAUGCAUAACAGUGGAACAUGGUUGAUUGCAUUGUACAUGAAUUUGAUUGUUUUAUUUGUCAUUUACAAAAAUCUGCCAUAUCGAGACAUAUGUUGAUGUUUGAAAAAUAUUUUUUAAAACAUUACAGUGAUAUUGCCCAGCCAUAAUUCAGAUUAUGAGGUACACUACUUUGUCUGUGUCAACACAGCAAUAAUGACGCUGACUGGACUGACAAACAGGACAUCUGCACAGUGUGGUAGAUGUUCAAAACAAUAAAUACAGUAAUUUCCCACA
Molecule: messenger RNA, 1744 nt
Organism: Micropterus salmoides (largemouth bass)
Lineage: Eukaryota; Metazoa; Chordata; Actinopteri; Centrarchiformes; Centrarchidae
Product: HEAT repeat-containing protein 6-like
Exons: 3
Coding region: 75-920 (281 amino acids)
Source: RefSeq, a predicted model, not a curated record